Molecule: messenger RNA, 2226 nt
Organism: Neocloeon triangulifer
Lineage: Eukaryota; Metazoa; Arthropoda; Insecta; Ephemeroptera; Baetidae
Product: splicing factor 1-like
Exons: 9
Coding region: 204-1880 (558 amino acids)
Biological process (GO): regulation of mRNA splicing, via spliceosome
Cellular component (GO): nucleus
Molecular function (GO): mRNA binding; zinc ion binding
Source: RefSeq, a predicted model, not a curated record
CAGCUUCCGGUGAAAAUUCGACUAGAACAGACAUUUUGGAAUCUGAGAACGUCGUCGAUUUUGUUGUCGGCUGCAGAAAGAGCCGAACUUUGAGGCCGCUCUUUCGAAAAUUGACCGACCUGAGACGGCCCUGUGAAGAGCAGUAAGUGCCCGUGCCCUGAAAACACGAAUUCGCCGCACAACUGCGAGAUAAAAGCUCCAAAAUGAGCGAUCCCUAUGGCUAUAGCCACUAUGACAAUAACACGACCUCGCUGUUAAACCCGAGCUAUCUGCAGAUGGCCAACAACGGCGGCGGUCAGAAGGACCGAAAACGCGAGCAUGAAGAAGAUUAUCCUGAAGAAACCAGAGAAGAGAGGCGCGCUCGGCGAAAGAAAUCUCGUUGGGGAGGAGGAGAAUUUGAGAAGACUUUCAUUCCUGGCAUGCCCACAAUUUUGCCGAGUAACCUGAGCAAAUCCCAGGAAAAAGCUUAUCUUUUGCAACUGCAGAUAGAGGAUGUCAGCAGGAAACUUCGCACGGGGGAUUUGGGGAUUUCAUCAAUUCCUGAAGAAAGGUCUCCUUCGCCGGAACCCAUCUACAGCAGCGACGGCAAGAGGCUCAACACCAGAGAGUACCGCACCCGUAAAAACCUGGAAGAAGAUCGCCACAGACUCAUCAACCAGCUGCAAUCGAUCAACCCCGAGUACAAGCCGCCAGUUGAUUACAAGCCGCCAGUGGUGCGUGUCAGUGACAAGGUAAUGAUCCCCCAAGAGGAACACCCUGAUAUUAACUUCGUUGGACUUCUCAUUGGUCCUCGCGGAAACACGCUGAAAUCCAUGGAAAGGGAAACUGGCGCUAAGAUCAUUAUCAGGGGCAAAGGAUCGGUGAAAGAAGGAAAGGUGGGACGCAAGGAUGGCCAGCCGCUGCCAGGGGAGGACGAACCUCUGCAUGCUUAUGUCACAGCCAACAAUCCUGAAUCGGUCAAGAAAGCUGUUGAUCAAAUUAAAGAAAUAAUCCGUCAAGGAGUUGAAGUGCCCGAGGGUCAAAAUGAUUUGCGCCGAAUGCAGUUGCGUGAACUGGCUCUUUUGAACGGCACACUUCGUGAAAAUGACGGACCAAGAUGUUCUAACUGCGGCGCCUCAACUCACAAAUCGUGGCAGUGCCCUGACAAACCCAACAUUACCAACAAUGUUAUUUGCACAUCUUGUGGUGGCGCAGGACACAUUUCCCGAGAUUGCCGUGUUAAAAUGCAGUAUGACGAGGCUGGCAAUCCGAUUGGAAUGGAAGAUAGGAAUAAAAUUGACGAAGAGUACAUGUCUCUGAUGGCUGAAUUGGGAGAAGCACCUCCACCACCAAAGAAUGGAGGAGGCAGCCGCUUUGGCCAACGUGCAACUGCAGCAUCGUUGUUUGACACUCCAACUCCCCCUCGUGCUAUUGCUGAAGCUCCUCUUGCACCUCCAGGUGUGGGAGGCAUGCCCCAGGCCUUGACUCAGCCGCCUCCGUGGAGCCAGGCCCCCAGCAACGGCAAGGGUCAGCCUCCGAGUUUGAUGUCCAUGCCGCAGAUGCCGCCGAUGAACCAGCCGCCUCCGUGGCAAUCAACUGCCGUCCCGCCCCCAAAUAUGAUGCAACCGCCCCCACCUCCGCCUCCAGGGGCCGGAGUGAUGCCUUGGCAACCACCCAGUCAUCAGCAGAUGCCACCAUGGCAACAGGGCUCAGGACCGGGCCCUGUUCCACCCCCGCCACCUCCUCCAGGACAUGGGGGCGGAGUGCCGCCUCCACCUGGAGUGUACAACUGGCAAGCAGCGUAUCCACCGCCGCCUCCACCGGGAAGUGGAGGCCCACCCGACUUUGCCGCCCUAGCUGGAAUUCUGUCCGCUCCUCCUCCGCCGCCUCCGAGCUCCUAAAUUAUGUAAUUUUUCCACUCAUAAGUUGCAGCAAGUUUAUUUGGAUUGUGUAGUCGUUGCUUUGGUUUUAUGUGGCAUUUUAUUUCACUGUGGUGCCAUUAAGUUUUCAUUUCAACACUUUCAUUUUGCUGCAGCUAUUAGCGUUUUAGCACCGGGCAGAUUAGUUUGGAUUAGCAUAUGGAAUACUGAUAGGUUGUAUGGAAAAUCUAGGCGUUAAUAGUAUCUCUAGUGCUCUUAGGAGAACCACUAUGUAAAAAUUCAAAACAAUGUAAAUCCACGGCAUUUUAUAUUAUAUUGGUGAACUCUUCAGCCUUUCUCAAUAAACAACUAACCAUUCGGAUAAUAA